UAUGAAAUUAUUUUUUAUUUUUUGUAAGCUGACGAGAUAUUAUAUAUACGGUGAUAAUGUGGAGGUUCGCAAAGUAGAGUGUAGAGUUUGAAAUUAAUUUGGUAAAAUUUUUCUACAAUUUUGUCUUGGGUGUGAAAAUGGCUUGGAACCUUUAGGUCUUAGGUUCGGCUGGAGUUGUAGAAUAGGUAUAUAAGGUUUGCUGCCCCUACAUUACUAUAUACGUAAGGCUACAGUACUAUGGACGGAGCAGUAAGUGGCGCUGCAGUCGCCUGUUAUUACUUUAUACCUAAAAGUCCUAAAGGGAUAAUAAAAUUUGUGUGUCGAUUCGCAAAAUAAACAAAAAGAUUCCAGCAGAGCAUAUUUAGCAGAUAGCUCGUCGAUCUUGAUGUAAUAUACAUAAAUGUUGUCUGUCAUUUUCAAAUCAUCGAAGCUUUUUUAUGAUAAUACAUAUACUAUAAAUAAAAUGCACAAUCAACUCGUGAAGUAUAAUAUACAGUUGUUCGAGUAAAUCUACUAAUUUGAUUUAUAAAUCAACAAUUUGUUUUCCUCGUUGUCUACUAAAACAAGCCUUAUCAGAUUUUAUUAUAUCUUGAUCAAAACGAAAUAAUUAUCGGAUUUUGCUGCUUCUAGAAAGAUCGAAAAGCUCCUGAAUCAUAAGUAGGGAGAGUAUCGUAUGACAUCUUAUUUUGCACGGACCCAAAAAAAAUAAUUUUGUUUUUUUUUAUAACGUAAUUACUUGUUGUAAAUUUAUCAAGUUUUAAACUCAAAAAGCUCUAAAAGGAACCUCGAAAGUCACGGAUAACCUUGCGGGCGUAUAGUUACGAAACUCUCCUGAAUGACAGCUACUCACGCACUCUGUUCAAACGUUUCGAAUACCAACCAAUAUUCGUCAUCGAUUUCAAAACUAUAUCUUUAUCUAAGAUCAUCGAUCUUAUUAAAAUAACUUAAUUUACUCUAUAAUCCGCCAUCAUCAGGUAUCACUCUCGAUAAUCACAUAAACUUGUUGUCUGUACUCUGUUUCUCCUUCCUUUCCUCAGUAGCUCAUCCCGCUACCAGACUGCGCUACUAUCGACUCGUCCCAUCAGCUGUUAUUUCCCGUCUCUCUCUCUCUCUGCGUCUAAAACUAUCCUGCGCCGCUGCACUGCACAUCUCGAUCGGUCCUUGCCAUAAUCCCGCGCGCGUCGUUAUGUUUACCGCUCGGCAACAGCACGUGGACGCCUGAAAAAAUCCAGCCUAUUCGGGAGAAUGAGGCCGAGCAAGCGACUCUUGAGCAAGCACUGACACACGCUCCUUUCCGCGAGCACAGAGGAUUAUGCGCUGCGUCAUCGAUGCGCUGCUCGCGAACUCGGCUGAGAUGAUAUUGCACGCGAGAGCAGACAGUCGUUUGCAGCGUCCGAUGAGCAGAUAAUACAAUUCCCUUGCUGCUGUGUUGGCUGAGACUCUAAAUUCAUUUGGUUCAAGGCUGAGGUUUGCUUGUAUCUGUAUGGAAAUCUUGUUGUCGUACUUGACGGUAUGCUCACAAUUCAAUUUGGACAAUGCGGAAAUCAACUGGGCCACUCGCUGUUUCGACAGCUAUCAGCCGAUCUGGAUGCAAAGGAUACAGGUAUUUCGAAACAGGCUAACAGUACUUACACGGAGAAGAGCUUUGAAAAAUGGUUCACAAGCAUAAACAGAGAUGGGAAGCGUCUCGCUAGAGCAGUGCUGGUAGACACGGAGCACAAGGUUGUCAACAAAAUUUGCAGCAACUCAUCUGAUCGAUGGACCUAUCGGUCACAAAAUUUGAUUUGCCAGUCUAGUGGAGGGUCUGCCAAUAACUGGGCUUACGGUUCGUUAGUCAAAGGACCUCAGCUCAAAAAUGAUGUGUUGGAAAUUAGCAGAAAGGAGAUCGAGAAGACAGAUUCUUUCGAUGGAAUAUUGCUACUGUUGAGUUCAGCUGGAGGAACGGGAUCGGGUGUUGGUAGCUAUACUGCUGAGUUACUCAGAGACGAGUUUCCUAACAAGAGCAUCGUCGGUUCGAUUGUCCUGCCUUUCACAGCUGGAGAAGUUGGAGUGCAAAAUUAUAACACUAUGUUGACACUGGCAAAAUUCUCAGAGUCAGUAGAUUUAAGUCUUUUAUUUCAGAAUGAACAGAUACAUACGAUAUGUACGAGUGUUUUAAAAAAUGGAGAGACCAAAUUGUUCGAUAUUAACGAUGUAAUAUCAAAGAAAUUGUGCGCUGUCUUCCAGCCUGUGAACGAUGACUGGUGCACCGCCAAUUAUCUAACUUCCACAGUUGCCAGCCACCCCAGUUAUAAAAUGGCGACCAUUAAGAGCACACCGUAUGUCUCGCCAAAAGUCAGCCAGUACGAGUCCUUUUACCAUUGGAGACUGUACGUACAACACUUGAAGGAGACACUGCGAAAUACUUCUUCAGUAGAUGCAGAAACAAAAGCACCAUCUCAAUCCGCAAGCGCCAGAUCUGCCCAUUCGUAUUCCAGAUCUGUAUCGAAUCUCCUAGUGUCUAGAGGUAAAAUAAGCGAAAACGACCCAAUGACUUGUGACGAGUUACGGGGCAAGGAUUUGUACGUCGAUUGGAUUGCAUCCGGCGAAAGAUUAACUCACCUGAGUCAAGAGAGAAGACUUUUAAAUCAAGAGAAGUUUUUAGCUCUCGUCACGAAUAAUUCACAGAUUCACCAAACCCUCGAUGGCAUCGUCGAUAAGGCCUGGAACACGUAUGUACAUUCGGCAUUUUUACAUCAGUACAAAAAGUUUGGAUUAGAAGAGGAUGACUUUUUGGAAGCUUUCGCAAAGAUCGAAAACGUGAUUAAGGAUUACAAGAAUCUCUGAGCUUCCGAUUGUUGGCCUUAUCCAAGAGAGUAAACAAGUGCUAAAUUUAUAAUGAAUAAGGCAGUGCCAUUUAUCAGCUUUGUAAUUAUGUAUUUGUAGCAGUUUUAAAGAGUAUAUUUUCGCAUAUGGACAGAAGGUCUGUAUAAGAGAAAAUAUUGAAGACCUUGCCAAGAUAUUUUUCUAGUCAAUUCGAAAAUUGUCGAUAAGGAAGAAUCCGACUUCAUGAAAUAUAGACUUGCCGCUUUUUGACGACAGAUGACUCUGUAUUGGCUUAAAUGUGUCGCAACAAAGUAAGACCGCGAAUCGAAGAUUCGAAAAAAGAAAGGUGUGUAAUUUUGAUGUAAACUGUGUAAAUACAUGCUGAAACUUGGAAAAAUCGUA
Molecule: messenger RNA, 3207 nt
Organism: Nasonia vitripennis (jewel wasp)
Lineage: Eukaryota; Metazoa; Arthropoda; Insecta; Hymenoptera; Pteromalidae
Product: tubulin delta chain
Exons: 3
Coding region: 1513-2826 (437 amino acids)
Biological process (GO): microtubule cytoskeleton organization; mitotic cell cycle
Cellular component (GO): cytoplasm; microtubule
Molecular function (GO): structural constituent of cytoskeleton; GTP binding
Source: RefSeq, a predicted model, not a curated record